This is a messenger RNA of Serendipita indica DSM 11827, 2280 nucleotides long. The record is from the annotation of a GenBank genome assembly. Lineage: Eukaryota; Fungi; Basidiomycota; Agaricomycetes; Sebacinales; Serendipitaceae.
AUGCUUUUAUUCCCUUCAUUUUCAUUUAUUGUCCUUUCUUCUUCACAUACCUUGGUUUCCGAUGCCCAUUCCUUUCCCCUUCGCCACAGAGACCAGACCUUGACCGCUUGGAAUGGUCAGCAAGCCAUCACCGCCGUCGAUGCGUACGCAGAUACCCACUUCACUCCUUAUUAUGUUCCUUCGGGAUCUGUCUCGAUCGACGACGCGGACCCGCUUGUCCAGUAUAGCCCAGACGGUGUCUGGGGCAAGGCUAGACACCAAGAUCUUGUCGACAAGACUAUGCAUAUGGCAUCUCAAGCAGGAGCAAGAGUCGAUUUUACUUUUGCUGGAAUAGGGAUUGAAUGGUUCGGAUCGCUCACUGCCAAACAUGGAAUCGUAGGUGUAUAUAUAAACGAUACCCUGCAGUCCAAGGUGGAUGCCUAUCACCCAACAUGGCUCAAGCGUCAGCGACUGUUCGGUCUUGAUCACCUUCCCCUCGGAACACAUCGGUUCUCCAUAGUCAACACGGGAAAGAAGCGACGUGCCUCAGGAGGAACCUUUUUCGAUGUCGAUGCCUUUGUGGUCAACCCUGGUACUUCGACCACCGCAGUCAGAAAACUUGGGUUGCUCUCUGCCUUGCUCGCACCACACCGACAGCAAGAACAAGAAAUGGCCCAGGCCCCCAACUACAAUGCGACCGCUCAAGUCGCCACAAGGUGGUCACUGUCGACUGAAGGUGAGACGGGUGUACACGCUAUGCAACUGUCUAUCAUUUCCGCCACGCAGGCUAUUGUUAUUGACAAGGUCGAACACAAUCCUCUCACUAUCCGUGGUCACCCCGCAUGGGGUGCUCUGUACGAUCUGCGCACGAACAAGGCUCGUCCACUGGACCUCCACUCUAAUUCCUUCUGCGCGGGUGGUUCGUUUCUUUCAAAUGGAUCACUUGUCAACGUUGGUGGGAAUCCAGUGGUCGUUGAUAGUACUGGUGCCGCUGAUUUUGGUGACAUCAAUGGCCUACAGGCUGUCCGACUAUUUCAUCCUGACCUUUGCGACGUGAAUGGGAAAGGGCAAGGAUGUGAUAUAAUCGAAGCCCUCGUACUCUUCGUCUGGCGUCACCAAGAUGGUACAACACUGUCAUGCGACUCGAUGACGGACACGCUCAACUCGAAUCUAUUCCCGAUUGCGUUUCUAUUGACGGACGGCCGUGUCUUUCUCGCAGCAAAUCGGGACGCAAUGAUCUAUGAUUGGAAGACCAACGUGGAGUAUCGCUUACCUCAACUCCCUAACAACGUUCGUGUUACGUAUCCGAUGACUGCCACUGCCGUUUUGUUACCCCUGUCCCCGCAGAACAACUAUCUACCAGCGAUUCUCAUCUGUGGGGGCUCCAAUGUCGAUGAUCAACGUCCUGGCUAUGAAAUCGAUUCCCAAGAGGCCGCCUCUGCCCAAUGUAUUCGAAUGGACCUGUCCGAGGAGGGCAUACGACACGGAUGGGAAGUCGAUCAAAUGCCAGAGCCCCGUGUGAUGCCAGAUGCUGUUUUGUUGCCCACGGGUGCCGUCGUUAUCAUCAACGGAGGCGCUACCGGUAUAGCCGGCUAUGGAAACGUAAAGCAUCAAGUUGGUUUUUCGAAUGCGGAUAACCCCGUUCUCACGCCGGUUCUAUACAAUCCAACCGCUGCAAUCGGCUCUCGUUUCUCUAGCGCGGGUAUGCCAACCUCAGAUAUUCCUCGCCUGUACCAUUCCGUAGCCACCCUUGUUCCGGACGGCCGAGUCCUCAUUACUGGAUCAAACCCAAACUUGGAUAGAACCACGACAAGAUAUCCUACCGAGUACCGAGUGGAAUGGUUGUCGCCUAUGUGGAUGCGGGAUUCAGCGUCUCGACCCACCGCAAGUGCAUCCAUUACUACUCUGCCAUUUGGAUCAGAGUUCGCUCUCACUAUUGAUCUCAAGGGUGGAGAUGCGAAGAGGAUCAAAGUGGCGUUGAUGGACCUUGGCUUUAUCACGCACUCACUUCACAUGAAUAGUCGUCUCGUCUAUCUAGAGUAUACGGAGCAGCAGACUACUAAUACAACUGUUUCGCUGGCGGUCAAAUCCCCUCCUCAUUCAGCGAUUUACCCACCUGGUCCGGGAUGGAUCUAUCUUGUUGUCGGAGACAAAUGGAGCGAAGCCAUUCGCGUCCUUGUUGGAGACGGAUCUAGCCCGCCUAGUGACCCAGAUGCACUCGAGAAUAUGCUCAACCAUUCGACGAUAUCCAAAGGUUCUCCUGCAGUGACUCAAUCGGGAGAAGGUGCAGAGUCCAUUUAG